This is a messenger RNA of Miniopterus natalensis, 4307 nucleotides long. The record is from RefSeq and is a predicted model, not a curated record. NCBI's taxonomy places the organism in Eukaryota, Metazoa, Chordata, Mammalia, Chiroptera, Miniopteridae.
UGCUCUCAGACCCCUCGUCUCCCGAGGCCUGGCUCCAGAACCCGCCCGACACCACGAGCGCAUCCCGCCAAGCUCCUCCCGAGCCAUUCAUUGAGCGCUCCGUCUUUUACUAGAACCCGAGGCCCCCGCCUCCUUCAGCUCCGCCGCGGACGACGCCAUGGAGAAGAGCAGCGAAACCAACGGCUACCUAGACGGCGUGCAGGCUGGGCCUGCGUCCCGCACGCAGAUCACCUACCUGGCCUUCCCCGGCGAGAUGCUGCUCCGGAUGCUGCGCAUGAUCAUCCUGCCGCUAGUGGUCUGCAGUCUCGUGUCGGGCGCCGCCUCCCUCGACGCCAGCUCCCUCGGACGCCUGGGCGGUAUCGCCAUCGCCUAUUUCGGCCUCACCACGCUCGGCGCCUCGGCCCUUGCCGUCGCCUUGGCGUUCAUCAUCAAGCCUGGGUCUGGCGCGCAGACCCUAAAGUCCAGCGACCUUGGGCUAGAGGAUUCGGGGCCCCCUCCAAUCCCCAAAGAGACAGUGGAUUCUUUCCUCGACCUGGCCAGAAACCUGUUUCCUUCAAACCUUGUGGUUGCAACUUUUCGAACGCAUGCGACUGACUACAGCCAGGUGGCCCGCAACACGAGCUCCGGGAACAUAACCCUCGAAAAGAUCCCCGUUGGCACCGAGAUCGAAGGGAUGAACAUUUUAGGAUUGGUCCUUUUUGCCCUGGUGUUAGGAGUGGCCCUAAAGAAACUAGGCUCCGAAGGAGAAGAGCUCAUUCGUUUCUUCAAUGCCUUCAACGAGGCGACGAUGGUGCUGGUGUCGUGGAUUAUGUGGUAUGUACCUGUGGGCAUCACGUUCCUGGUUGGAAGCAAGAUUGUAGAAAUGAAGGACAUCAUCACACUGGUGACCAGCCUUGGGAAAUAUAUCUUUACGUCUAUAUUAGGCCAUCUGAUUCAUGGAGGAAUUGUUCUGCCACUUAUUUAUUUUGUUUUCACACGAAAAAACCCAUUCAGGUUCCUCCUGGGCCUCCUCACACCAUUUGCAACAGCAUUUGCCACCUGCUCCAGCUCAGCAACCCUUCCCUCCAUGAUGAAGUGUAUUGAAGAGAACAAUGGCGUAGACAAGAGGAUCAGCAGGUUCAUUCUCCCCAUCGGGGCCACUGUGAACAUGGACGGAGCAGCCAUCUUCCAGUGUGUGGCCGCCGUGUUCAUUGCCCAGCUCAACAACGUAGAGCUGAAGGCAGGACAGAUUUUCACGAUUCUAGUGACAGCUACGGCGUCCAGUGUUGGAGCAGCAGGCGUGCCGGCUGGAGGGGUCCUCACCAUCGCCAUUAUCCUGGAGGCCAUUGGGCUGCCCACUCAUGAUCUCUCUCUGAUCCUGGCUGUGGACUGGAUUGUGGACCGUACCACCACCGUGGUGAACGUGGAAGGGGACGCCCUGGGCGCGGGCAUUCUCCACCACCUGAAUCAGAGGGCGAUGAAGAAAGGGGAGCAGGAACUGAGCGAGGUGAAAGUGGAAGCCGUCCCCAACUGCAAGUCAGUGGAGGAGACGUCACCUUUGGUGACGCACCAGAACCCCGCUGGCGGCCCCGCUGCCGGUGCCACAGAACUGGAAUCCAAGGAGUCGGUUCUGUGAUGGGGCUGGGCUUCCAGCUUGCCUGCCAGCGGUAGUACCUGACCUGUCAGUCCAGCCACCGGACACCGGGCACUGCCCUCACUGACUUUAGCCUCCAGGCAAUGAGUUGGCCCAAUCACCGGUUUGAGGGUCACUUCUCAGCACAGGUGUUGGGCUUCCCUGCCAGAACUGGUUCCUGACGACUAGGACACUCUGACUUCAGCUUGAUCCCUGUCUAGAUGCAACUGUGUGAGCACCAGCUUCUGUUUGAAACAUGCCCUCGAGCUGCCAGGCUCAGGGAAAUAACAGGCUUGCAGGGACCUGAUGGUCAAAGCUUGGGGAAAUGCGGAUGUGCCCUUUAUUGCACCUAGUCCCUCUGCAUUGGGUACUUUCUGGGCAAACCGAGGGGGGCUUGCAAUCAUCUGUCAUAUUGCCUUGCGAGCCACAGUGAUUGGAAAUAUUCCCAAAUUCUUAGCCUUGGCUGGAAUUCGCUGAGCUGGGACUUUGGGUGUUAGAGUCUGUGCUACAACUGGGUGCAGCUGGCUUCUGGUUCAAGGGUUGCUGGGGGGCUGGUGGUGCUGCACAUUGUCAAGUUAGGAAUACUCCAGAUGGUGUUAGCACUGCUAUGUUCUCUGGUCAGUGGCACUGAGUAAACAGUAUAAAUUCUGAGGUCAAAGAAAGGUGGGGGAAUGCAGCCUACAGAGGGAAGGGAAGCAACCUAACUAGGAUAGGGGACACAAACACACACACGCACGCGCACACACAAAUGUCCCCAUUCUCCUCCCAGCCUUGGGGUAGUUUUCAGCUUCUAUCACCUGGGCCUCACAACACUAUCCCCAUCCACUCUGAUGUGGCAAUGGGACAGAGAGAUGUCUCUUCUUCUAGGGAGGUGUGAUGUGGUCAUCACAUUCAGGACCCUGAUUGGUUUAUCAAUCUAUUAUUUCAGUUCAACUAGACCAUCCCUAAAAUAAUGCAUUCUUGCAAAAAAAAUAAAUAAAUAAAGUUAAAAUUAAACAAUACAAACCUAUUCACUAACUGGGGUAGACUACCCCCAUUCCCAGGUCCCCAGACCCCCUGGCUUUGGCUGAUUUCCAUAGACUUGAUUUCCUUUCCUGCCAGUACAUCAGAGUUUAAAGUAUAAGCCAGAUUCCAUGUUCCUCCAGAUACCUACUGACUUGGUUUGAAUCCAGGUGAAGGGCCUUUAUAGAGAAGAUCAGUAUGGCCAGUGACAGGGAAGACCUAAAAGGUACAAGACUGCUAUGGUACUGUGGCUGUUAGUGUGGAUCCAUGGUGUGACCUGCAGUGAGUGCUGGGCCUCGCUUUACUCCAUUUGUAAAAUGGGGCUGAUGUCACCUGCCUCUUACCUACCUCUAUGGGAUUUGGUGAGGUAAACUGAGUGAAUCUGUGAAAACGACCAUUUCACUUCUUGGAUAUCAAGUGCUAACACCCCUACUCAUGUUUUUUUCACCUAAGUGAUACCUCUUUCCACGGAGACCUCUGUCUCGGGUGAAGAUAACUUUUCCAAGCAGGGCUUUGUUCUCUGUGUGCAUAGCCCCGUUUAUCACGCCGCUCAUUCUCUUUGUAGUUCCUUGAUGGCAUCAAAGGCAGCCUCUUCCCAAUGUCCUCCAAGUGUUCCUGAAUUAACCACCUCACCUUUCAUUGCAUUUCCUGGUACCCAACUUCCCCGUGACUCCCAGACCCAGGCACUGUUUCUACCACACCUCAACAGACCAUCAAAGCUCCCAAACUUUCACCCUCAUUCAUUCCUUUGUUUUCCCUGUUGCUAUGGUUUUGCUGUCACCCAGGCCCUGCAGAAGGGGAACACACCAUUAUGAUGUGCGUCCCACUGCAAUGAGUAUGGGUGGAUAGGACAGAGACGGUCAAGCUCCUCCGUUAUAAAAUCAGAGGGCCUUGCCUGAACAGAAGGGGUGGGGUGGGCAGGAGCCAUAGGGCACAGAGCUGACCCAGCUCCCUCCAAAUCUUUAAACCACUUGCCUCUCGUGCAAAGUCUGGAGUGACCAAACCAGGAACUGAGCUGAGAGGUAUCUGGAAACCUUUACCCACUGGCAAGAGUUUGCUGAUAUCCUUCUGUUUUCAAAGGGGGAGACAAUCACAUUGAUUCCAAACUACAAAUGAACAUUCACUGUUUUUCAGGCUAUUUCAUCUUUCCCUCUUCCACAUAUAUAUGGCUAUAUGUGCAUAUACAUAUGUGCGCACGUGUGUGUGUGUGUUCUUUGAGCUCCAAUCCAAGCAAGUUUGAGUUUGGAUAGAGGUGAAUUAACUGCAGGUUGCAUGGCUUUGGCAUCCUGAUUUUCCUGUUUCUAAUGGUGAAUUUCACAAAACACGGGAAUUGGAGCUGGACAGUAAGACCCAGUGACUGCACAUCGUUCAUGCUGGACCUGGAAAUGCAGUACAGACAGUGCCAGGGCCUGAAGGGGGUUCUUCCCUAUGGUGAUAAUUCACCUUCCCCUGGGAGGGAGAAGGUACUGUUUUUCUCCCUGUUUCUCAGUCCACAAGAGGAACCAGACCAGGAGGGACCCAGCUGGGGAAAUCCUACUUUCUCAUAGUCUGAAGAUGUUUCCCCACCGUUCUCUUGUAACACGUUGUAAAUACUGUUCAAGUGCUGUACAUCUGUGACUGUUUUGUAUGCCUGACAUUUGCCUUAAACAUAGCAGUCUUCAAAAAAUGAAUACAGUGUUUCUACUAGGAUCUA